CCUUUGGCCUUUAGGGAGGUUGUGCAUUAACCAGGCCAAUGUAAAAGCCGCGGUGGUGGUGGCUCAGCUCGUGGUGGAGGCAGGUGGGGAGCUCACCCCACGCCGAGCAGCCCCCGAGGAUGAUAAAGGACACCUAUAAGGACGCCAUCCGCACGCUGAACUCGCUGCAGACCAACGCCAGUUUCCUGGAGCAGCUCCGCAGGGAGCGCCCCGACCCCCGGGCACAGCUGGAGGCCAUGAGGGGCUUCCUGGAGAGGAGCGGGCUGCAGGUGGAGGACCUGGACGGGCUGAACAUCAUCCACGUCACCGGGACGAAGGGCAAGGGCUCAGCGUGCGCCUUCACCGAGCGCAUCCUCCGCGGCUACGGGCUGAAGACCGGCUUCUACAGCUCCCCGCACCUGGUGCAGGUGCGCGAGCGGAUCCGCAUCAACGGGCAGCCGCUCAGCAAGGAGCUCUUCAGCAAGUACUUCUGGCUGGUCUACAACCGCCUGGAGGAGACCAAGGACGCGGCGCAGGCCAGCAUGCCGGCGUAUUUCCGCUUCCUCACCAUCAUGGCCUUCCACGUCUUCCUGCAGGAAAAGGUGGACCUGGCGGUGCUGGAGGUGGGCAUCGGCGGCGCCUACGACUGCACCAACAUCAUCAGGACCCCCGUGGUGUGCGGCGUCUCCUCACUGGGCAUCGACCACACCAGCAUCCUGGGGGACACGGUGGAGAAGAUCGCCUGGCAGAAGGGGGGCAUUUUUAAGCCCGGUGUGCCGGCGUUCACCGUGCCGCAGCCCGAGCGGCCGCUGGAGGUGCUGCGGGACCGAGCCCGGGAGCUUGGGUGCCCCCUCUACGUCUGCCCGGAGCUGGACGCCUUCGAGGCCGGGAGCCAAGCGCUGGAGCUGGGGCUGGCGGGCGGCCACCAGCGCUCCAACGCCGCGCUGGCACUGCAGCUCGCCAGGACGUGGCUGCAGCGGCGGGGCUACGAGGCAGGUCCCGAGGUCUUGCCGGAGGUGCCGCUCAGCACGGAGCUGUUGGCACAGCCAUCGGUGCCGCUGGCGCCCGUGUUUCGUCCCAGCGAUGCCAUGAUCCAAGGUUUGAGGGACACGGAGUGGCUGGGCCGCACGCAGGUGCUGCCCCACGGCGCCGUGACCUGGUACCUGGACGGGGCGCACACCACCAGCAGCGUCCAGGCCUGCGUCCGCUGGUUCCGCCAGGCUGCCCUCAGCCACGACAAGCCCCAGGACGGCUCCGAGGUGCGUGUGCUGCUCUUCAACGCCACGGGGGACCGGGACACGGCCGCGCUGCUCAAGCUGCUGCUGCCCUGCCACUUCGACUACGCCGUCUUCUGCCCCAACUUCACGGAGCUGUCAGUGACCGGCAGUGCUGACCAACAAAACUUCACCGUGACCCUGGAGAACGCCCUGACCCGCUGCCUGGAGAACCAGAAGACGUGGGGGCGGCUGCUGGAGGAGAAGGGGGGCCAGGAGACCCCCUGGUUGUCCCCCCCCCGGCAAGUGGGGGGGCUGCUGGAGCCGGCCCCCUUACGGGGAGGGGGGGCAGCCCUGCUGCUGGUGCCCCCAGCCGAGCGCCCCCUCAACUCCCCCUCCCUCGUCUUCCCCUGCCUCUCCCACGCCCUGCAGUGGAUCGCCCAGGGCCGGGACCCCCACCUCCCCGCGCCCCCCCCCAAGGGGGGGGCACACCCCCAGCCCGUGGCCAGCAGCGGGGCCGUGCUGCUGCAGGAGGCAGCCGCCAUCCACGUCCUCGUCACCGGCAGCCUGCACCUGGUGGGGGGGGUCCUCAAGCUGCUGGACCCCUCCCUGUCCCAGUGAGCGGGAUUUGGGGUCCUUCACCCUUUACUUGAACUGCUGGGGGGGGGGCGGGCACGCAUGGGAUUCCCCCCCCCCAUCCCGGCCCUUCUCACCCCAGUGCCUUCUGUCUGUGCCAGCCCCAUGGGGGGGUGGCGGUGGCCGUGGCCACGCUGGGUGUCCCCAUGAGGUGGGGGGGGGACACUCCUGGCCCCCCCUUGGGGGGGGUGUGUGUGUGUGGGGGGGGUGAGAUGGACGCAGGCUGCCCCCCCCACAUGAGAGGUUUGGGGGUGCCCCGGGUGUGACUCCGAGGCUCCUCGUUGCGGCGACUAAUUUAACGUAGGAUAGGUUUUUAUUAUUAUUAAAAGUUUGUAACUUUGA
Messenger RNA from Anas platyrhynchos (mallard), 2171 nucleotides. RefSeq names its product folylpolyglutamate synthase (gene FPGS). Gene Ontology annotation, biological process: tetrahydrofolylpolyglutamate biosynthetic process. Lineage: Eukaryota; Metazoa; Chordata; Aves; Anseriformes; Anatidae. The record is from RefSeq and is a predicted model, not a curated record. Gene Ontology annotation, molecular function: ATP binding; tetrahydrofolylpolyglutamate synthase activity. Gene Ontology annotation, cellular component: mitochondrion; cytosol; cytoplasm.